GUGAGGCGGCUCCAGAACGUUCCGCCGCCGUUCCGCGCUCUCGUUCGCCGCCAUCGCCGCCGCCAUGAUGGGCCCGCGCCCCGUGCUCGUGCUCAGUCAGAAUGUGAAACGGGAGUCUGGAAGAAAAGUCCAGGCUGGGAACAUCACUGCUGCAAAGACCAUCGCUGACAUCAUCCGGACGUGCCUGGGGCCGAGGGCGAUGAUGAAGAUGCUGCUGGACCCCAUGGGAGGCAUUGUGAUGACCAACGAUGGCAAUGCCAUCCUGAGGGAGAUCCAAGUGCAGCACCCUGCUGCCAAGUCCAUGAUUGAGAUCAGCCGCACUCAGGACGAGGAGGUCGGGGAUGGGACCACGUCUGUCAUUAUCCUUGCUGGAGAGAUGCUCUCUGUUGCUGAGCACUUCCUGGAGCAGCAAAUGCACCCAACCGUCAUCAUCGGCGCUUACCGCAAGGCUCUGGACGACAUGAUCCACGUCCUGAAGAAGAUCAGCACCCCGGUGGAUGUGAACAACAGAGAGAUGAUGCUGAAAAUCAUCAAGAGCGCCAUAAACACCAAAGCCAUCAACCGCUGGUCCGAGCUGGCCUGCAGCAUCGCUUUGGACGCCGUCAGGACGGUGGAGCUGGAGGAAAAUGGCCGAAAGGAGAUCGAUAUCAAGAAAUACGCCAAAGUGGAGAAGAUCCCUGGUGGUUUCAGUGAGGAUUCGUGUGUGCUGCGCGGCAUCAUGGUGAACAAGGACGUGACGCACCCCAGGAUGCGGCGCCUCAUCAAGAACCCCCGCAUCGUGCUGCUGGAUUGCUCACUGGAGUACAAGAAAGGAGAGAGCCAGACCGACAUUGAGAUUACACGGGAGGAGGACUUUGCGCGCAUCCUGCAGAUGGAGGAGGAAUACAUCCAGCAGAUCUGCGAGGACCUGCUGAGGGUGAAGCCCGACCUGGUCAUCACCGAGAAGGGCAUUUCGGACCUGGCCCAGCAUUACCUGAUGAGAGCCAACAUCAGCGCCGUCCGCAGGGUGAGGAAGACGGACAACAACCGCAUCGCCAGGGCCUGCGGGGCCCGCAUCGUCAGCCGCACCGAUGAGCUGCGGGAGGAGGACGUGGGCACCGGCGCCGGGCUGUUCGAGGUGAAAAAGAUUGGAGAUGAGUACUUUGCUUUCAUCACCGAAUGCAAGGACCCCAAAGCCUGCACCAUCGUCCUGCGUGGGGCCAGCAAGGAGAUCCUGGCGGAGGUGGAGCGCAACCUGCAGGACGCCAUGCAGGUGUGCCGCAACGUGUUGGUGGACCCCCAGCUGGUGCCAGGAGGAGGGGCUGCAGAGAUGGCGGUGUCCCACGCGCUGACGGAGAAGUCCAAAGGCAUGACGGGGGUGGAGCAGUGGCCCUACAGAGCGGUGGCGCAGGCGCUGGAGGUCAUCCCACGCACGCUCAUCCAGAACUGCGGUGCCAGCACCAUCCGUGUGCUCACCUCGCUGCGGGUGAGGCGCCUGGCUCCUGUGGGGCAGCUCUUCCGGUCUGCUUCUGCUGCCCCGUGGCUCCUGUGGGGCAGCUCCUUUCCCCUGCUCCUGUGGAGCUCUUCCUCCUGCCCCCCCAGCUCCCAUGGGAGCUGAUCCUUCCUCCCCCCA
Centrocercus urophasianus (Greater sage-grouse) is the source of this 1612-nucleotide messenger RNA. RefSeq names its product chaperonin containing TCP1 subunit 3 (gene CCT3). The coding region runs from base 65 to 1597 and encodes 510 amino acids. The record is from RefSeq and is a predicted model, not a curated record. The transcript has 12 exons. Gene Ontology annotation, molecular function: ATP-dependent protein folding chaperone; ATP hydrolysis activity; ATP binding. Gene Ontology annotation, biological process: protein folding. Gene Ontology annotation, cellular component: chaperonin-containing T-complex. NCBI's taxonomy places the organism in Eukaryota, Metazoa, Chordata, Aves, Galliformes, Phasianidae.